Lotus japonicus is the source of this 1578-nucleotide messenger RNA. RefSeq lists its product as uncharacterized. The coding region runs from base 156 to 1409 and encodes 417 amino acids. NCBI's taxonomy places the organism in Eukaryota, Viridiplantae, Streptophyta, Magnoliopsida, Fabales, Fabaceae. The record is from RefSeq and is a predicted model, not a curated record. The transcript is spliced from 4 exons. Gene Ontology annotation, biological process: male meiosis II.
AAAGAGACUUUCAGGUUUAUUCAAUUGACCGUUUUUGUCCCUACAACACGCUCUUCCUUCUUCUUCUUCUUCUUCUUCAAACACAUGUAAUUGAUGCCACUCACUCACACCCUUUUUCUGAAACCUUCUUCUUCCUCUGAAGAUUUUCACUCUUCAUGGGUUGCUUUCUUGCUUGUUUUGGUUCCUCCAAACGCAAGCUUCAGAGAAAUGCUGGUAGUUGCCAGCCAGAGAAACCUUGUGUAUCUACGGUUCAGGAUCACUCCUCCAAAACCGUUCUUAUUCAUACACCACAACCACAACAACAACUCCAGGAGAAAAGUGAGGAGAGUUUGAGUGUUAGCACCAGAAAGAAAGUAACUUUUGAUUCCAAUGUGAAAACCUAUGAGCCUGUUUUGCAAGAUGAAGUUGGGGGUUUAAGGGAGAGUGAAGAAGGUGGAAAGGUGGAAGCUUUGGUUAAACAAAGUCAAACAAAGUCAUCUUCUUCUGAAGAUAGUUCUGUUACUUCAACUGGGUCUUACCCUCCGAACCACAGGUACCAGAAUUGUAGGGACAGUGAUGAUGAAGAUGCAGAAGAGCUUGAUGAUUAUGGGGCUAGUGAUCUUAGUGAUGAGGAUGAGGAUGAUGAAUUGGGGGGUGACUUUGAAGAAGAUGGAAUGUCAUGCUCAAAGGCAACAAUUGAUGUUGAUCAUGUGUUUGCUGAGGAGGUGGAGAGUCCAAUCCUUGCUUUUGAAGGUGAUGUGAAGUCAAUUGGGUUCAAUUCCAAUGCUAGAGACAGAAGUGUUUAUGUUCAUCCUGUGCUGAACCCUGUGGAAAAUCUCAGUCAGUGGAAAGUUGUCAAGGGUAAAAGGACCCCGACAUUGAGGCCUCAGAAGGAGAAUUUUGUUUCUUCCAACCAUGAUUCAGAAACUGGCACAUCAAAGAAGUUAAACCAGGAACUCUCAGUUGAUGCCAGCCUCUCAAAUUGGUUGGUUUCACCUGAGACUACUACUACACCGGUUAACAAGGCGGGCUGGGGCUCGGAGGCUUCUUAUACUAGAACUCCUGACAGGAGCACCUCACAGGGUUCAAAUUCUAUGAUCAGCCAUGAAGACAGGCCUAUUUUAGGUGCAUUGACAUUGGAAGAGAUCAAGCAAUUCUCAGCUACUUCGUCCCCAAGGAAGUCACCUAGUCGGAGUCCGGAUGACAUGCCCAUCAUAGGCUCUGUUGGGACCUACUGGAAUUCCACAGGCUCUGCUGAGGACUCUGGCUCAGCCACUUCCUCCUUCAAAGGAAUUCCAAACACGACGAGCAAGUACAAAGAGGAUAAGAGAGUGAAUUGGCAUUCAACCCCAUUCGAGACAAGAUUAGAGAAAGCUUUGAAUAGAGGUCCUGCAGAAGCUGCUUCUACUUAUGGUCCCCAUGUGUUUUAGACAAGCUUGCAAUGGUGUGGUUUUUGGGGAGUUCUUGUGUUGGGAAUCAAGUAUGUAAUGGGAAUGCAUUUUUUAAUUCUUGUGUAAACAUGAUAGAGUGUGAUGUUUAUUUUUCUUUUGCAAUUGUACUUGGCUUUAAACUUCAAUAUAUAAUGUGGCCCUUGAUUAA